This is a messenger RNA of Mandrillus leucophaeus (drill), 1917 nucleotides long. Its product is annotated as brain-specific angiogenesis inhibitor 1-like. Gene Ontology annotation, molecular function: G protein-coupled receptor activity. Gene Ontology annotation, cellular component: postsynaptic density; dendrite; membrane. Gene Ontology annotation, biological process: negative regulation of angiogenesis; adenylate cyclase-activating G protein-coupled receptor signaling pathway; cell surface receptor signaling pathway. Lineage: Eukaryota; Metazoa; Chordata; Mammalia; Primates; Cercopithecidae. The transcript has 15 exons. The record is from RefSeq and is a predicted model, not a curated record. The coding region runs from base 1 to 1917 and encodes 638 amino acids.
AUGCGGGCUGCCUCACUCCCCGCGGUCUCUUCCCGCUCCUCGCAGAACAUGGAGAAGGGGACUCUGCCGUCCGUGACGCUCAUCGUGGGCUGUGGCGUGUCCUCUCUCACCCUGCUCAUGCUGGUCAUCAUCUACGUGUCCGUGUGGAGGUACAUCCGCUCGGAGCGUUCUGUCAUCCUCAUCAACUUCUGCCUGUCCAUCAUCUCCUCCAAUGCCCUCAUCCUCAUCGGGCAGACCCAGACCCGCAACAAGGUGGUGUGCACGCUGGUGGCCGCCUUCCUGCACUUCUUCUUCCUGUCCUCCUUCUGCUGGGUGCUCACCGAGGCCUGGCAGUCCUACAUGGCCGUGACGGGCCACCUCCGGAACCGCCUCAUCCGCAAGCGCUUCCUCUGCCUGGGCUGGGGGCUCCCUGCACUGGUGGUGGCCAUUUCCGUGGGAUUCACCAAGGCCAAAGGGUACAGCACCAUGAACUACUGCUGGCUCUCCCUGGAGGGAGGACUGCUCUAUGCCUUCGUGGGACCGGCUGCUGCCGUUGUGCUGGUGAACAUGGUCAUUGGGAUCCUGGUGUUCAACAAGCUCGUGUCCAAAGAUGGCAUCACGGACAAGAAGCUGAAGGAGCGGGCAGGUCAGCCGCCCCCGCACCCCCUCGGGUGCACCCUCAAGUGUGCCGAGUGUGGAGUCCUCUCUGCCGCCGAUGCCACCUCCGACGCCACCAGUAACGCCAUGGCCUCCCUGUGGAGCUCCUGCGUGGUGCUGCCGCUGCUGGCGCUGACCUGGAUGUCGGCCGUGCUCGCCGUCACCGACCGCCGCUCCGCCCUCUUCCAGAUCCUCUUCGCCGUCUUCGACUCGCUGGAGGGCUUCGUCAUCGUCAUGGUGCACUGUAUCCUCCGUAGAGAGGUCCAGGACGCUGUGAAAUGCCGUGUGGUUGACCGGCAGGAGGAGGGCAACGGGGACUCGGGAGGCUCCUUCCAGAACGGCCACGCACAGCUCAUGACCGACUUCGAGAAGGACGUGGAUCUGGCCUGUAGAUCAGUGCUGAACAAGGACAUCGCGGCCUGCCGUACAGCCACCAUCACGGGCACACUGAAGCGGCCGUCUCUGCCCGAGGAGGAGAAGCUGAAGCUGGCCCAUGCCAAGGGGCCGCCCACCAAUUUCAACAGCCUGCCGGCCAACGUGUCCAAGCUGCACCUGCACGGCUCACCCCGCUACCCCGGCGGGCCCCUGCCCGACUUCCCCAACCACUCACUGACCCUCAAGAGGGACAAGGCGCCCAAGUCCUCCUUCGUCGGUGACGGGGACAUCUUCAAGAAGCUGGACUCGGAGCUGAGCCGGGCCCAGGAGAAGGCUCUGGACACGAGCUACGUGAUCUUACCCACGGCCACGGCCACGCUGCGGCCCAAGCCCAAGGAGGAGCCCAAGCGAGCUGAACACCCCAGCCCCGCCCUGGGGCUGCUCGCUGGCACCCAGCGCAUAGCUGGAGGAGCUGCCUCCUGUCAGGCAGGGAGAGGCGUGGACUUGUCAGGAGAUUUUAGGGACCCUUGGCGAAUGUUCACGAACCCCUUCUCCCUGCAGCGGCGGAAGUCGCGGUAUGCAGAACUGGACUUUGAGAAGAUCAUGCACACCCGGAAGCGGCACCAAGACAUGUUCCAGGACCUGAACCGGAAGCUGCAGCACGCAGCGGAGAAGGACAAGGAGGUGCUGGGCCCGGACAGCAAGCAGCCGGAAAAGCAGCAGACGCCCAACAAGAGGCCUUGGGAGAGCCUCCGGAAAGCCCACGGGACGCCCACGUGGGUGAAGAAGGAGCUGGAGCCGCUGCAGCCGUCGCCGCUGGAGCUUCGCAGCGUGGAGUGGGAGAGGUCGGGCGCCACGAUCCCGCUGGUGGGCCAGGACAUCAUCGACCUCCAGACCGAGGUCUGA